AUGGAAUUUGUGGAUAUCGUUGGUGAGCUUCAAGCCAUCCCCGACGAUGUCCACUUACUUUGUCCUCGGCAACACGACGAUGAUCAUGCACGAUACGAUAGCCGUGCGGAACUCGAUGAGGCAGGCAAAGAGCUAGUUGAGGAGGCUGCCACUCGCAGACAGAAAUUUCUUUCGUGUUUGCGAAUAUUAGCCUACAAUCAAGAUGGGGUGGAGGAGCUCCAAAGCUGGAUUGUGCGCAAGCUGGACGAUACCUUGGAGAAAUGUGAUCUCUGCAUCAAGGGGUAUUAUACGGGGAAGAUAUCGUUAAUGGAAUCGCUGAAAGAAAGCUAUGAUGACGAGGAUAUUGACAAGUUUGCCCGCAUGCUCGAUGAAUGGGAUAUCAAACGCAUCACUCGGAACUUGAAGGCUGCAACGACAAAGCUGAGGGAGAUUCCGCCGCAGGAUAUCGGACUACAUGUUCUCGAUAGGGCGUCACUGUUGUCCAUUUUCGAAACUUUGAGCUGCGAAGCGAUGCUGCGUAAUGACGACUUACUCCAGCAGUAUUUCGAAGAGCCGUUUACGCUCAUCCAGGUUAAACGCAGUCUGAAAGUGUCAGAUUACAUCCCCGCUGUGACACGAUUUUUAUUCAAUUCCCGAGAGUUUCGCAGUCGCUGGGCCAUUCAUUCUUGGAUACGGUAUACCCGCCCCCCCACCACGGAGGAGUUCGACUGGGCAAUCAAGGAGGCGCUACUAGAUACUCUUCGAGUAGCCUCCCAGCAGCCACCUCAUGUACCGGUUAUCCAGAGACUCUGGCGUGGCAUGCAGCUCAUUUUACAGAAAUUGGACAAAGACCAAAUAACCCAUAAUUUGCGGGCUCUAGAGAUUGACCCUUGUCGUCUUUCCGUGGAUCACUUGGCUAUACCGAGCUCUGGAUUGCGGUUCCUUUUGAAUUCUAUCCAGAUCUUUCUGGAGAAAGCUCCUGGCGAUUUCUGGGAUGCCAUGCAAACAAUCUCGCCUAAGGCUAUCAUUGAACAAGUCUUCUAUAACCAACAGCUUGAAACUUUCCUUAUGCAGACAACCGAUGGCCAGCCAUUUGAGAAGUCCCCUUUGAAAGACAUGUUGUCCUGGAUAGACCCCUUCAUGUCAUCAUUAAAGGGCGCUCACCGUCCAUCUGCCUGCAGAUUUCUGGCGUUUCAGCUCCUGAAUAGGCUUCAGGAUCAACGUUUUCCCAACUUAUCUAGGUAUCAUUGUUUUCACAUUGGCCUGGGUGUACUCAUUUUGACCCUUCGCGAUUUCACCGACAAUGAAUCCUCAAGAGGCUCAGUAGCACGUGUCAUCUUGUCUGAAACUCUGGAUGUCGUCACUGAGAAUAUUGAUAGGAUCCUGGAACCCCCGAGUUUUAUUAUUGAGCAGGGCCGGCAGAACGCUGUAAACUCGUUAUGCAUGGAUGUCGUCAGGAAUACGCUGGCCCUCGAGUGUCAGUCUUUGAAGAGUGAUUAUGAAGUCAUCCUCCGACAUGGAGCUCUUCAGCAUGGUGUUAGCACCUACUCUCCUCGCAUCUGGGACGCGGUUAUUAAACACCUGCAUGAGGAUAAUCUGGCCCUUUCGACCGCUGCGUUGUUGGGCAUCCUACCUCUUGUAGGCCUCGAGAAGUUUCCUACGAAAGGAGAAGAUAGCCGGGAGAAGACACAUUUCAACGUUAUAUACGGGCAUCUGAACCAUCUCUCCUGCCUGAUUAUCGAGCGCCUUGCGGAUUUCAAACAGGAGCAUCUUGAUAACUUGUUCAAGAGCCAAAACACUAGUAGUGCAUUGAUUUCUGCUCUUUUCGCCGCUGACCUAAACACCUAUCAAGCUGCUGUAGAUCUCAUCAAGAACGUCAGUGGUCAGUCCGCCAGGAGGGAUGCUAUAUCCCAUCUUUUGCAAUCUUUCUUUACCACCACACUCUUUGCGCUGAGCUGGUCCUUCCGACGGAUAUCCAACAUGAAAACUUUUGCACCUGCUCCGAGGAUGCUUCACACUGGUACGGAUAUCGUGGAUAUUCUCUGUAACAGCCAAAGUGGCAUGCUCCGGACCCGCAAAUUAGCCGACCGCAGAGAAAGUCAGUCUAUUCAAAAACUCUGGGAAUACCUAUGGCAGGCAUUGACGACAAUAUUCGAUGAGACUGAAUCUUGGAAUCUCCGAGGUAAUGACAAGAGCGUGAUGUUGGAGUUUUGUCGAGAUACGAUUCAGUUCGCAGACCUUCUUUUCGGCCAAUAUGGCGUUUUUCGAAGCGCGAUUGUCGAUGCGGAACCCAGCCAGGAGAAGAAUGCAGGUGAAGAUUUACUCAAGUCUCCUACCGCAACCAUGAGUGCCAUGGUUAAAUGGCUCAGACUCAAGGAUGAAUAUUUGGCGACCACCCUGGUUGGGCUUGUAGCAAAACUGCUUCGUCGACUAGGCGAACUGAACGUGACGACGGUGAAAGACGAUGCGUUGAAGUUCAUUGAGGGAGUUGCUGUCAAAUCCACCAUCAGAACCAUCCUGACACCACGAGAGAAGGCCGAGCUGGUCCGAGCCUUAGAAGCUUACUAUAAGAAACCCGUCAUCACUGCCUCGACCGCUGCAUUCAAGAAGCAGAGCACAAUUACGGCGUUUGCCAGAUCAGCCGAUGUUGCAAGUAUAUCUAGCCCAUCACGGGGCACAAGCGAAGAUGAGGUCCACGAAUCUGGUAUUCCAGAUGAUGUGAUGGAGCUUUCUCGGUCUGUCGAACUGAAUAAGGAGAGAAUCGCUGCCCUGUCCAAGAAAAAAGCGGAGAAAGUGCUGCCGAAGCUGCCUCCCGCUAUUCAAAAACCGUCACCGUCUCCAGCGCUGCUGAAACCAAACGCGAGCGUGCUGUCCUUCCGUGAGAAGCGUGAGAGAGAAAAGGAGGCCAAGAGGAAGCGUGAUCAGGCUGAAUUAGCACGAUUGAAGAAGAAUCUUCCUCUACAUGGAGUGGCUGAACAGACUGCCGAGCAAGGGUCAGGACUGAACGGAAUCGGAGUCAAAGGCAAGGACCAUUCUGCUCCAGCUGAGAGCAUGAUGGUUUCAUCUGGUUCGGAAUCUGAGUCGGAGGAGGAAGACGAACUCGACAAAGCACUGUUCGGCGGGAAAGUGUCGUCAAAGCCCGACGCAGUCAAAGCGUAUGAGGAAAGCAAAAGGUUAUCACUCAAGCAAGGCCCUGUCAAGAAAGUUAGACAAGUACGGUCCGCCAAAGACAUGCGGGCUCGGCUGGCUCCUGAUCUCUCGGCGUUGCAUCGCACGUUACUUAGCUGGGACUUCUUUAUGGAUGGCGACCUUCCUCCAAGUUCAGGAAAAACAGAUUAUACCCUGGUAUCUAAUACUUUCCGGGAUCCAAUCGAGUACCAGAAGACGUUUGAACCGUUGUUGAUCUUGGAAGCUUGGCAAGGCUUCCGGUCCUCAAAGGAAGAAAGUUCGUUCAAACCCUUCGAGGUUAAAGUUGCCACCCGGUUGUCCGUGGACUCUUUUGUUGAAGUUAGCACGGUCAUGCCGUUACUCGAUGUAAAGGACUAUGGCCUAGGUGAAGCAGACAUUGUUCUUCUCUCCAAGUCGAAAGCUACGACUUCGGAUUCAACUGUUCCUCACUGUCUCGCUAGAGUUUCUGGCAUUAACAAGAAAAGGGGCAGCGUUGAGGUUUCUUACCGAAUUAAUCCUGGCAGUCCACUUGUCAGCUCUCUGACUCCGGGUGCCACGAUUUGGGGAGCCAGAAUAACUUCUCUGACACCACUUGAACGAGAAUAUGGUGCUCUCAUGGCUUUGCAAUACUAUGACCUGUGUGAGGAAAUCAUCAAGGCUAAACCAUCACCAAUUCUCAACUAUUCCGAGGCGAGUCUCCGUGGGAUUGUUGAAAACUAUAAACUCAACAGUGCUCAGUCAAAGGCCAUCAAAUCGGCCCUCGACAACGAUGCUUUUACUUUGAUCCAGGGACCCCCAGGAUCCGGUAAAACGAAGACGAUCGUGGCACUUGUGGGGGCUCUUCUGAGUGGUAGUCUUGGGGAUCACGGCGUAGCGAUCUCGCGGCCCGUAACUACCAGUAGUUCUAAACCUGCUGUAAGGGCGACUGCCGCAAAAAAGAUGCUUGUUUGCGCCCCUAGCAAUGCUGCGGUCGAUGAAUUAGUUAUGAGAUUCAAAGAGGGUGUGAAAACCUUGCAGGGCCGCCAGGAGAAGCCAUCCGUUAUACGUCUUGGAAGAUCCGACGCCAUCAAUACUAAUGUACUUGACGUCACUUUGGAUGAGCUGGUCAAUGCGAGACUGACUGCAACCACACGCACGGAUUCGGGGGAAAGAGACCUGCAGAAAAUUUACAUGGAGCACAAAGCUGCUGAUACUGCAUUCAAGGAGAUCCGCUUCAAAAUCGACCAAUGCAGAGCGCAAGGGUUACCUGUUCCCAUCGAGCUACAACGGGAAUUCGAUCUUCUCAAGAAGAAAAAGAGCCAGCUGAGUCAAGAGAUUGAUAAUGCCAGAGAUAGGAACCAGGCCGCUGCCCGUGACGCUGAUUUAACGAGACGGCGCAUUCAACAGGAGAUUAUCGAUGGUGCGCAUAUUAUCUGUGCUACCCUCAGCGGUAGCGGUCAUGAGAUGUUUCAGAAUCUAAAUAUUGAGUUUGAGACUGUCAUUAUCGAUGAAGCGGCACAGUCGAUUGAACUGAGCGCUCUCAUUCCGCUGAAAUACGGGUGUUCCAAGUGUAUUCUUGUUGGAGAUCCGAAGCAGCUACCGCCGACUGUGCUAUCCAAGGUUGCAUCGCGUUUUCAGUAUGAACAAAGCUUGUUUGUUAGAAUGCAGACCAAUCACCCUAAGGAUGUGCACUUGUUGGACACUCAGUAUCGUAUGCACCCAGAAAUCAGCUGCUUCCCCAGUUCUGCAUUCUACGACGGCAAACUUCAGGAUGGACCAAACAUGGCACGCCUCCGGGUUCGUCCCUGGCAUCAAGGUGAACUCCUAGGGCCGUAUCGAUUUUUCGACGUGCAGGGACUCCAUCAAAGUGCUGCCAAGGGUCACUCUUUAGUCAAUAUAGCUGAAAUUAGGGUGGCUAUGCAGCUCUACGAACGUCUGACCACCGAUUUCCGUGAUUAUGAUUUUUCAGGGAAGAUUGGUAUCAUCACGCCGUACAAAGGUCAGUUGAGAGAAUUGAAGACCCAAUUUGCCGCCAGGUUUGGGAACUCCAUUUUUAGCAUUGUUGAUUUCAACACCACGGAUGCCUUCCAGGGAAGAGAGAGCGAGGUCAUAAUCUUCUCUUGCGUACGAGCUUCGAAUAAGGGAAUUGGUUUCCUGGCGGAUAUUCGUCGUAUGAACGUCGGUCUAACGCGUGCAAAGUCAUCUUUGUGGGUGCUUGGAAACUCCCAAUCGCUGGUUCAAGGGGAAUUUUGGAGAAAGCUGGUCAAUGACUCGCGUGAAAGGAAUAUGUAUACCGAAGGUGACGUUUUGGCGAUGCUCCAGCGGCCUCAGUUUAAUGGAUAUAAAGACGUUCAGAUGGUCGAUGUUGAUGAUCCUGCGCGGGAGCCGCCAUCGGUGUCCUCGCGGGCUCCAUCUGCCAGUUCUAUUUCUCGACCUUCAUCAGCACUAGAGAGCGGCGACUCGCCUUGGCCUAUGCCCAUGUCUGCAUCCGCCAGAGGAACCCCGCCAGCUCCAGUGCCUGAUGGUGCUUCCGGGGGUCCUUGGGGCCUAGAUGAGACCAAGAUGUGUGGAAUAUGUGGAAGCUCGGCGCAUAUGACGCGCAACUGUGACAAUACAGAUGCCCAAGAAGUAACCAGAGGGACUUGCAUCAGAUGCAGAAAACCUGGGCAUACACGGGCAUUCUGCACUGCCGACCGCUGCAUUGAAUGUGGCCAAAUUGGACACCUUGCUCGGAGUUGCACAUCAACCAAGUUGCUUUCAAAGCAGGAGAAGAGUAGGGUUGUGAGGGAAGAGAAUAAUCUCGCACAUAUUCAAAAGCAGAGAGCGGAGCGUCAGCGACAGAGGCAACUCGGAGGCCAUGAUCCCAAGGUUCCCGUUAUUCAAGUCGCAACAGAUCCCCCUGUGCCUAAUGCAAAGAAGCCCGACUUGUCCAGAACUGGGGGUAAGCAAAGUCCGAUCGAUGCGUCAAAUAACCGAAAACGCCGUGGCUCUCCUAUAUCUGCUGGUCCCAAGACGUCGCGGCAACGGACGUCUGAGCAAGGAGGGCCGCCAUUGAAUGUCCCCAAAGCUCCAAAAGGCGGUCGCCGUAACCUGGAUUCCAAUGUUCCAGGCUUUACAGAUCAGCUGGUCAAACCUUCACGGGACGGACCGGCGUAUAACACCAUCUCAAAUGGUAAUAAUAAACCUGGCAAUAACCUCCCAGCCAGCGCGCAGCCACCUCAUCAACCUGCUCCAGGCCCGAGACCUGUUAAUGGAGUGCGUCCUCCACCUCGCUUCCGCAAGAAGAAGGAGGUCGACCCGUUCAUCAGACCGAAACGGAGAUGA
Molecule: messenger RNA, 6450 nt
Organism: Monascus purpureus
Lineage: Eukaryota; Fungi; Ascomycota; Eurotiomycetes; Eurotiales; Aspergillaceae
Source: the annotation of a GenBank genome assembly